CCAUUCCCACUCCCACUCUCCACGGCAAGCAAACAAGCACCACCCGCUACACCUCCACCUCCACCUCCAGUCAUCAUACCGGGCCUCGAGCCCACACACCACUACCACCACCGCCGCCGCCGCCGCCGCCGCCAACAUGGCCUCGGCGAUCUUCUUCCUCGACCUCAAGGGCAAGACCCUCCUGGCGCGCAACUACCGCGGAGAUAUUCCCAUGAGCGCCGUCGAGAAGUUCCCCAUUCUCCUGUCUGAAGCCGAAGAAGAGUCCUCCUCCGUACCACCUUGCUUCUCUGAUGAAGGCAUCAACUACCUCUACAUCCGACAUAACAACCUCUAUCUGCUGGCCCUGACGAAAAAGAAUACCAAUGCGGCCGAAAUCCUCCUCUUCCUCCACCGCAUUGUGGAAGUCUUCACAGAAUACUUUAAAGAGCUGGAAGAAGAGAGUAUCAGGGAUAACUUUGUCGUCAUUUAUGAGCUCCUCGAUGAAAUGCUGGAUUUCGGUUAUCCGCAGACCACCGAGACCAAGAUCCUUCAAGAGUACAUCACGCAGGAGUCACAUAAAUUGGAAGUCCAACCGCGACCACCUAUCGCGGUGACCAAUGCCGUGUCAUGGAGAAGUGAGGGUAUCCGUUACCGAAAGAACGAAGUGUUUUUGGAUGUGGUGGAAUCUCUCAAUCUUCUCGUGAGCAGUCAGGGCAAUGUGCUGCGAUCGGAGAUUCUGGGAGCGGUCAAGAUGAAGUGCUAUCUUUCGGGAAUGCCCGAGUUGAGGUUAGGAUUGAACGACAAAGUUAUGUUUGAGACGACCGGGAGAGCGACGAGGGGUAAAGCUGUGGAGAUGGAAGACGUCAAAUUUCACCAAUGUGUGAGGUUAUCGAGAUUUGAAAACGACCGGACGAUAUCGUUCAUCCCGCCCGAUGGAGAGUUUGAACUCAUGUCAUAUCGACUCAACACGCAGGUCAAGCCGCUGAUCUGGGUCGAGUGUAUCGUGGAAAGCCACUCGGGAAGCAGAAUCGAGUAUAUGUUAAAGGCCAAAGCACAAUUCAAACGACGCUCCACCGCCAACAACGUGGAAAUCUCCAUCCCCGUCCCCGACGACGCCGACACUCCCCGCUUUCGCACAAACAUCGGAUCCGUCCACUACGCCCCCGAAACCUCGUCCAUUGUGUGGAAGAUCAAACAAUUCGGCGGCGGUAAAGAAUUCCUCAUGCGCGCCGAACUCGGUCUUCCGUCGGUCAAGGGCGACGAAGAGCGUGGUGGAGGCAUGAUGGGUGGGUUUGGAGGAAGCAUGGGAGGAGUCGGGGGAAGUGGCAAAGGCAAACGACCGAUUGGAGUCAAAUUCGAAAUUCCCUACUUUACCACUUCGGGGAUUCAAGUGCGGUAUUUGAAGAUUAUUGAGCCCAAGUUGCAAUACCCUUCCCUGCCAUGGGUACGAUAUAUCACACAGUCUGGAGAUAUCGCCGUACGGUUACCGGAUGUGCAAUGAGUGACCGACUGACCGAGCGACCGAGUGAGUGAUGGAGUGAGGAAGGGUGGCAGGUCGAAUGGGAAAGAAAAAAGAUAAAAUGUGACACAGCGAUGGCGUUUCUCUCUGUCUCAUGCAUGCAUGCAGCGAUGAUAUCACGAUCAUUUCAUUUUAUUCACAUCUAUGUUACUGCUUCACCCUCUUCUUCUCUGGCCCCUCUUCCCCAUCCUCAUCAUCACUCAACUCUCGAUAAAUCGUCUCGGGCUGCGUCGUCUUCCACGCAUUCGUAAACAUGGUAUCAUUCUUCGCCUUGUCCGCAUACUUCAACAACGCCUCUCGAGGAUCCUCAUCUCGCAACGAACUCAACGGAAUUUGCGAUUUGACAUAGUCUUCGUCGGGGUUUCCCUUGGCAAAUGGCGUUGUCUGGGGAAUAUGCGGUCGGCGGGGAUCGCGAGAGCGUCCACUCGCGGUGAGGCCGACGGUCGGGUGGCGGGAAGAGUAGGAUGAUGUGCUGGGAACGGCACCGCCGGGUGUGAUGAUGGCGUCGCCGGAGAUGCCGUUGGAAAGGUCGGUGGUGAAGUUGGGGUCGUCGUCGAUGUGGCGGCGCUUGGGGGCGCGGGACAUGACGGUUUUGGCGCCGGAGGAGGAUGUGUUGGGGUUGUACAGGAUAUGCGUUUCCGCGUUGGCGGAACCCGUGACUAUUUGGUUGAGCUUGGGGUGCCAGAGGACGGAAAUGAGGGGUGAGUUGGGCGUGACAGGCGUGACUAAUUCGGAUUUGAGGGUGCCUGGGUUGAAGAUGUGAAGAUUGCCUUCUUGCGAGCCCGUGAGAAUACUGGUCGAGGUGGGAGAGAAGCGGAUGUUGCUCGUCGGAUAUUGUGCUGAUGUCGAAGUAUGUGAGAUGGUGGCGACAGGCUGCUUGAAUUUUCGUGUAUCCCACAGCUUGACCGUAUCGUCGCCUCCUCUUGUCACGACCAUGCGGCCUGCAGAAUCAAUAUCGAGGCCGCUCGUCCACGUGUUGGUAGUGUGUGCGUCUCGAAUCUCUGCCGCUGGCCGUGCAUAAGGUCCCUCGCCACUCCACAUGACCAAACUGCCAUCGAGAGCAGCACCUACCAGCAGGUUGUUACCACCUUGCAUAGGCGAGCCCCAGGCCACUGCUGUCAUUCUGGUCCGCCCUGCUGAUCCCGCUGCGCGCGACUUGUGCACAAUGACUUCCUUCUGUUGACGAGGGUUAUUGAUAUCCCAUAUGCGAAGCGUGCUGUCCGUUCCUGCUGUGACACACAAGUUUCUGUCUGUAGGAUGCCAGCAUCCCGUCGUGACCUCACUGAUGUGUCCUUUCGUAUUAUGCAUAUCUCGCAGAUACAUAUCGCCCUUGACAAACUCGCAAACAGCCUCUCCAUCUCUGGUCAAAAUCUUUGCUUGGGGAAGAGCUGUCGCGACCAAGAUAUGGCCUGCAUAUAGAGGAUUGAAAAUGACUUGGCUGACAGGAUGAUUCUCCACAGUCGCGGAGCUUUUCGAGGCAUUGGGAUCAACGGAUUUGAACGCGCGGAUCGUUGUAGGUGUCAUGGAAGCAAAAUCGUGAAAUUUGAUGGUACAGUCCAUUGAGCCUGUAAUCAAUCUUGCGCCUGAUGGGUCUAUCGUCGUCGCUGUCACCGCGCGAUCGUGUGUCUUGAUGAUCAUCUCGUGCGAUACAGGGUACUCGUCGUCCUCAUCGUCGCUAUCAUCAUCGUCGUCGUCGUCGUCCUCGUCGUCCUCGUCGUCGUCGUUAUCAGAGGCAUCAUCAUCCUUCUCUUCUUGACCAGGGUCUUUCGAGUCCUGGACUCGAUGCUGUGAAGCUCCGUGUGUCUGCCGCUUGCUAAGGUCGACCUGCUUCUGAACAUUCGCAGCUCGUGAUUGCUUUCCAAAAGACGAAGUGCCUAGGAACUUUUGAAGCUCAUCGUCCUGCUCAACUUCUGGCUCUUGGUCGUCCAUGACGAAGACUGUAUGUUGGUGGCGGGAGGACAGGAAGCAGAAAGCGCAAAGGAAGAUGGCACUUACGCUGGCGUCUACGAGCAAGCACUUUGCG
Molecule: messenger RNA, 3521 nt
Organism: Sphaerulina musiva SO2202
Lineage: Eukaryota; Fungi; Ascomycota; Dothideomycetes; Mycosphaerellales; Mycosphaerellaceae
Product: AP-1 adaptor complex subunit MU
Exons: 3
Coding region: 137-1480 (447 amino acids)
Biological process (GO): vesicle-mediated transport; intracellular protein transport
Cellular component (GO): clathrin adaptor complex; clathrin-coated vesicle
Molecular function (GO): clathrin-cargo adaptor activity
Source: RefSeq, a predicted model, not a curated record